AUGGCUGCCAGACUCCUGCUCACUCGCGCAGGGCGCCCCCGUGCGUCGCUGUCAGCUCUUCAGCUCUCUUUCCGGCCAGCAACUCGCUCUGGUUUUUCCCGCUUUGGUGCUUCGCCCUCCGUCGCGCUGCAGCCACCCACUCGUUGUGAAGCAUUCGCGUCUUCUGGUAAUCAGAGAUCGUGGCUCAGUACGUCCCCAUCGCCUUCGUUGCCUCACAUCAAGCAAAGCAAUGAAAAAGACAAGUCUGGUGUUUUGCAACCCAAGGAGGACGCAUUUCGCAUGGAGAAGGACACGUGGGCCGAGCGUCACGCUCCGGAGUGGAUGCUUCCAUACAUCCAGAUUGCGCGCAUUAACCGCCCGGGUCCAACAUUUAUGCUGUUAUGGCCCUGCUUCUGGAGUAUCGCCAUGGCCGCCCCCGCGGGUCAAUUGCCGGAUCUGAAGCUCUUGGCGCUCUUUGGCACUGGGUCAUUUAUUAUGCGUGGUGCUGGAUGUACCAUCAACGACAUGUGGGACAAGGACUUUGAUAAGCAGGUGGAACGCACUAACAAGAGACCGCUGGCUGCGGGAAAGCUCACAUACCCUCAGGCAUGGGGCUUUCUUGCGGGUCAAUUGUCGGCGGGCUUAGCGGUACUGCUGCAACUUAAUUGGUACAGUAUCGCAAUGGGUGCUUCCUCGCUCGCACUCGUUGCCACAUAUCCGACGAUGAAGAGGUUUACUUAUUGGCCACAAGCAGUCUUAGGACUCACGUUCAACUACGGAGCGUUGCUGGGAUGGGCCGCGGUUCACGGAUCAUGCGAGUGGCCCGUGGUUUUGCCGCUAUACGCUGGUGGUGUGGCUUGGACGUUAGUGUACGAUACGCUGUACGCCCACCAGGACAAGAAAGACGACAUUAAGAUUGGUGUUCGUUCGACAGCUCUGCUUUUUGGCGACAAGACGAAGCCGGUGCUAAAUCUCUUCUCGGCUGCUACGAUCGCCGGGUUUGGCACUGCGGGAUACAUGGCUGGUCUAGACUGGCCGUUUUUCUUGGGGCUUACCGGAGGAGCUGCGCAUUUGGCGUGGCAAGUAAACACUGCUAAACUUGACGACCCCAUUAACCUUCAGGCACGGUUUGCUUCGAACAAAUGGUUCGGAGCACUUAUGUUUGCAUCUGUUGUGGCUGUGUACUUCUACGCUAUGCCCGAAUUGCACACGCUUGCACUGCGCAUGAGCACCGACGACAAGCGUUCUCUGCAGCAUGUUGUCGCUGUCAGUGACAGAAUCAAGUGUGUGGAGUGGAUGGCUGUGACAGCAGCAUUACACGGAGAGAAGGCCCUCCCUGCCAAAGCCAUCGAAGCCUUUCCAGCCUACUUCCACUCUGAUGACCGCCGCGUCAACCUGAACAAGAUCCAAGACUGGUGGAGCAAGCGCCAUGCUCUAGUGCAACCUGAGGGAGAGCGCUAG
Molecule: messenger RNA, 1440 nt
Organism: Phytophthora infestans T30-4
Lineage: Eukaryota; Oomycota; Peronosporomycetes; Peronosporales; Peronosporaceae
Product: para-hydroxybenzoate-polyprenyltransferase, putative
Exons: 3
Coding region: 1-1440 (479 amino acids)
Biological process (GO): ubiquinone biosynthetic process
Cellular component (GO): mitochondrial inner membrane
Molecular function (GO): prenyltransferase activity
Source: RefSeq, a predicted model, not a curated record